GCAUGAGGACCAGCGGCCGCAGCACAGAAUCUCGCUUCAGCCACAAGCUUUGCCAUUUUUGAUUUUGAUUUGAUUGUUCGCCCAGACGCACCCGGCCACCGGACGGACGGACGGUGUGAUAGUGUCUUUGUGCCGAAUCGCUGCGUCUUAGCCAAAAUAAAUAAAGUGAAAUGCAUUAAAAUCGAAUCGAAUAUUGAUUGUGUGUCGCGUCCGCUUAACAAAGUAUCAGUCACGCGGUUUUUGGACCAGAAAGCCAGCCAAAUGCAUAAGCCACUGCAGCUGUGAGAAAGUGCGCUGAGACCUGGAAUCAGAAUAUAAAUACAUAUAUACGUAUACAUGUACCUAUGCACGCUUUGAAGUUUCUUCCCCACAUGUCGUCGUCUCUACGUGCUUAAGUUGUGUGUUAAAAGCAACCACAAAUAUAUGCAUUGAUAUAAACCAAAGUAUAAUCAAAGAAUACCCCAACGGAGAAGCAAAAAAACAAAAGGAAACUGCGAAGGAAGCAAAGUCAACGAGCGCUUAACGUCCUCUUCUUUUCAUUUGUUCGUCGGCGUUUUUUUUUGUUGUACAUGCAGUGUUAGAAAGCUCCUGUGGCGACAGCGAAAAGAAACCGCGCUUAACUCCUCCACAAACACAAAAACGGCAACACAACAACAACACAUAUACACGCACAGUUGAGAGAGCGGUUUCAGGCCAAAGAGAGUACGAAUAAGACAGCGCGAGCGCGGCUCCUUGGCCUUCUUUCUGUUAGUGUGUGUGGUUGUUGUUGCUGCUGCUGCUUGUGCCGCCGCCGCCGCUGCUUUAUCGACGCAAACUGUUCAACUGUCAUGGCCGGUAAUGGAGAGGCGUCCUGGUGCUUCUCACAGAUUAAGGGCGCCUUGGACGAUGAUGUCACAGAUGCGGAUAUCAUAUCCUGCGUGGAAUUCAAUCACGAUGGCGAGCUGCUGGCCACCGGCGACAAGGGCGGUCGCGUCGUCAUCUUUCAGCGUGAUCCUGCCUCGAAAGCCGCCAAUCCGCGACGCGGCGAAUACAAUGUCUAUUCGACAUUCCAAUCGCACGAGCCCGAAUUCGAUUACCUCAAGUCGCUGGAGAUCGAGGAGAAGAUCAACAAAAUCCGAUGGCUGCAACAGAAGAAUCCCGUGCACUUUCUGCUCUCCACCAACGACAAGACGGUCAAGUUGUGGAAGGUCAGCGAGCGCGACAAGUCCUUUGAGGGCUACAACACGAAAGAGGAGAACGGUCUGAUCAGGGAUCCCCAAAAUGUAACCGCCUUACGAGUUCCUUCUGUGAAGCAGAUACCGCUUAUGGUGGAGGCCUCGCCGCGUCGCACCUUCGCCAAUGCACACACCUAUCACAUAAAUUCAAUUAGCGUUAAUUCCGAUCAAGAGACGUUCCUCUCCGCCGACGAUUUGCGCAUCAAUCUCUGGCACUUGGAGGUGGUCAAUCAGAGCUACAACAUUGUCGACAUAAAGCCAACCAACAUGGAAGAGCUCACGGAGGUGAUCACUGCAGCUGAAUUCCAUCCGACCGAGUGCAAUGUGUUUGUCUACUCGAGCUCCAAGGGCACAAUACGUUUAUGUGAUAUGCGUUCGGCGGCGUUAUGCGACCGGCACAGCAAACAGUUCGAGGAGCCCGAGAAUCCAACGAAUCGCAGCUUCUUCAGCGAGAUAAUCAGCUCCAUCAGCGAUGUUAAGCUGAGCAAUUCAGGUCGCUAUAUGAUAUCCAGGGAUUAUCUGAGCAUCAAGGUGUGGGACUUGCAUAUGGAAACGAAGCCGAUUGAGACCUAUCCGGUGCACGAAUACCUGCGCGCUAAGCUGUGCUCGCUGUAUGAGAACGAUUGCAUUUUCGACAAGUUCGAGUGCUGUUGGAACGGCAAGGAUAGCUCGAUCAUGACUGGCAGCUACAAUAACUUUUUCCGUGUCUUUGAUCGCAACUCGAAAAAGGAUGUCACGCUGGAGGCCUCCAGGGACAUCAUUAAGCCCAAGACGGUGCUAAAGCCGCGAAAAGUUUGCACUGGCGGCAAACGGAAGAAGGAUGAGAUCAGCGUGGACUGUCUCGACUUUAAUAAGAAAAUUCUUCACACCGCCUGGCAUCCGGAAGAGAAUAUCAUUGCUGUGGCUGCGACCAACAAUCUAUUCAUAUUUCAGGAUAAAUUUUAGCCAACACCCUAUGAACCAGAAUACACCAGAAUCACACACCCACAACAACAGCAGCAACAACAACAACAACAAACACGCCUGAGCCUCAGCCACAGCAGCCACAGCAGGAGCCAUUGCCCUGGCAGCAGUCGCCUCAUUUUAAUUCUAAUGUUAAUUCGAUUGUUUUCCCAUUCAAUUCAAAUGAUUUGUUGUUUGUUAAAUUAUACCUCUCUCAGGCCCCCCCAAACCAUCCAUACCUGUACCCCAACAAAAUCUUAAAACAAAACAUAAUGCCAUAGCAAAUGAUUUGUAAAAUGUUUGCGCAUUGUUCAGGCGCCCGCAAGAAAUGUGGAACAAAAAGAAAACUUAAGAGAAAUGAUGAAGUGAGAGAGAGAGAGUGCGAGAGAUAAGGAAAGAAACGGAAACAAAUUUUUUAUACAUAACAUUUAUAAAUAAAUAGCGUAAAGUUGAUUUCUUGUAGCGCAAUUUAAAAGGCAACAAUAAGAGGUACCACUACCGUUUCAUGAUUACUGAUAAAAGAACAGAUGAUUUUCCCGAAAAUUAUGUAUAAUUAGAGAAGCCAGCGCCCAAGUAUUUGUAAUAAAAAUUAUUAAUAAUAAUAUACAACAAAAACAUAAACAAUAACAAAAACAAUGA
Drosophila subobscura is the source of this 2795-nucleotide messenger RNA. RefSeq names its product protein phosphatase PP2A 55 kDa regulatory subunit (gene tws). Gene Ontology annotation, biological process: peptidyl-serine dephosphorylation. The record is from RefSeq and is a predicted model, not a curated record. The coding region runs from base 828 to 2159 and encodes 443 amino acids. Gene Ontology annotation, cellular component: protein phosphatase type 2A complex; cytosol. NCBI's taxonomy places the organism in Eukaryota, Metazoa, Arthropoda, Insecta, Diptera, Drosophilidae. Gene Ontology annotation, molecular function: protein binding; protein phosphatase regulator activity. The transcript is spliced from 5 exons.